CUACUUCUCUUCGAAUUCUCAUUGUUUUGUGUGGCGCAUAUAUAUUGGCGCUCUCUUGUACCAAUAUUUAUGUUCAAAUAAAUAAAUAAAUAAAUAAAUAAAGCAAACGUUGAAAAUUACCGGCCUAUAAACAUAACUUCAGUGGUAUCCAGAGUGAUGGAAAAAGUAGUUAAGGCGGCUGUAGUCCAACAUCCACUAACUAAUAAUCUCAUCUCGACCUCCCAGCAUGGAUUUCUUAGGUCUAGAUCAUGCGACACAUGCCUAGUAGACUACCUGAAUGAUAUAACUCUGAAACGAGACAGCGGACUCCUUGUAUCAGUCCUAUUCCUAGACUUUAAGAAAGCCUUUGAUAAGGUCCCACACAAAAGGCUACUCGUCAAACUAAAGUCCUUCGGAAUACACAACCCACUGUACUCAUGGUUUGAUUCGUUCUUAACAGAACGUAAACAGAUGGUAAAGUACAAUGACUGUCUCUCGUCCCCUAGACCAAUCACCAGUGGAGUCAUCCAGGGAAGGGUAUUAGGUCCACUUUUGUUUCUUAUGUAUAUAAACGAUAUAUGUAACACCAUAGAAUUUGGGAAACCGUACUUAUAUCCUGAUGAUCUCAAAAUAGUAUACGGCUAUAAGCCUGAGACACUAAGCGAAAGUGUAUCCCAGAUCCAAAAGGACCUCAAUAACUUAACUAUAUGGAGUGAAAAAUGGCAAUUACCGUUUAACCUCAACAAGUGCGGGAUCAUGCACUUUGGAAAGCAUCCCUAUAAACCGCGACUUCACUUAAAUGAAUGUAGAGUCCAAACACUCGAAUCAGUACACGACUUAGCAAUUAAUUACACAGGAAGCCUGAACUUUGAAGAACAUGCCUCCUCUAUUAUUUCUAAAUCUAGACGGCUAAUUGGUUUUAUAAUGAAAAACUUUUUCACAACAGAGAUAAGAGUAGAAGAUGUUCAAAGACGUUUCACACGUCAACUACUAGGAUGUAACUCGAAUCUCGAUUACCCAGACAGAUGUAAGCAUCUAUCUUUAGAACCUUUAUGGCACCGUAGGCUAAAAACCAAUUUAAUAUUUCUCUACAAAGCGAUAUAUGGGCUCCUUUCUAACCUCCUGCCCGACUAUCACCCACAACCCAGCCUAUAGACUUAGAAACAACGCAUAUACACUACUUACCGUAAAACACCAAAAACAAAUGCGUUGUAAGUUCUUUACAGUACGGUACAGUUUAUUGUGGAACAGGCUGCCAAUGCCUAUCCGUAACUGUGAUACGUCUACCAGAUUCCAAAAGCUAAUAACCCUAUUUCUAGACUCCAAAGAGCUUCAACAUUUCCUUGAACUCCCGCCCACCAAUGAGGCACUUUAUUACGGACCGCCUAGUAUCUAGAAAGAACAAAAUUAUAACAAGUUCGACUGUUACAAAUAUGAAUAUAACCAGAUCACAGAAUAUAUGGCUUGUCCUUUCCUAUUAUUUAUUGUUUAUUAAUCAUGACUUCAUGCUCCUAACCCUAGCCUUCAGUCCCCAAAUCUCUACAGGUUAAAUGUACAUUAUUCUUUCUAAAAGUCAUGCCUUCUUUUCUACUGCAAGUAGACAGAUAGCUCAAUCUUAUGGAUGCUGAUCUACUAAGGCCGAUCAUUCAAAGCUCAAAAUCUGGCUACAAAGUCUUGUGAGUUUCUCAAUGUUUUAUUUGUCUUACCCUGAAAUCUUUCUUUUUCUACAAAUUUAUACCCUCAUAUCUUUUGAUUUACUAUUAGUCCUUACUUCUUUAAACCAUUAGUUAUUUUCAUAGCAGUGUGAUAUACUAUAUGGACAUCUAACCCAUAAAAGACUUUUCAGCUAUCUGAUUUGCUUGUAACAUGGACCUAUUAGAGACAGUGUAUUCCAACUAUGGGCUUUGAUUAAAGCAGUAUUCAUACUUACCACAAACGUAAGAGAGCCUAACAUCACAAAAGAAGGGAGGGUGGCGUUACUGACCAGAAAACAUGAUGGUGGGGAGAUAAAUUCAAUCCACCCAUGUCUGUAGGGCAGAACAUUUUGUUUAAUUACGGCUCCUUAUGGUUUAGAGUGAUGUCACGGACUUAUGGUAUUGAAGCUGAUUUAUCACGCAAAAUACCUCUUUAAAUCGUGUUACGAACGUUGAAUU
Molecule: messenger RNA, 2132 nt
Organism: Schistosoma guineensis
Lineage: Eukaryota; Metazoa; Platyhelminthes; Trematoda; Strigeidida; Schistosomatidae
Source: the annotation of a GenBank genome assembly